UCUAACUGUUACUACUACACUGGUGAAACUGUUGUGUGUAACUAGCUAGAGAAGAACCUUAGGAAACAAUGGUAGUAACUAAUGCAGCUGCGGUAGUAGACGAACGAGGCGUGCAACGUAACAAAGAAGAAGAGUAUACAGAAGAUGGUACUGUGGAUCUCAAGGGAAGGCCUGUUCUUCGGUCUAAGGGUGGGAGAUGGAAAGCUUGUUAUUUCAUUGUGGCUUAUGAAGCGUUUGAAAGGAUGUCAUUCUAUGGUAUCUCAUCAAAUUUGAUCUUAUAUUUAUCGCGAAAUCUCCACCAAGGCACGGUGAGUUCGUCGAAUAAUGUGACUAAUUGGGUUGCUACUACAUGGAUGACACCAAUUAUUGGUGCAUAUAUUGCUGAUGCUUAUUUGGGUCGGUACUGGACUUUCCUCGCCGCAUCUGCCAUUUAUCUCAUGGGAAUGAUCCUACUUACGAUGUCAGUAUCAGUGCCAGGAUUGAAGCCACCUACCUGCGGACAUGGGAUAGCUGCAAAAGACUGUACCCUACAAGCUUCUAAAUUUCAAGUUGGCAUCUUUUACGCAGCACUCUACAUAGUUGCUAUAGGGACUGGCGGGACUAAGCCUAACAUAUCCACAAUGGGAGCUGAUCAGUUCGAUGAUUUCGAGCCUAAUGAAAAAAAACAAAAGUUAUCUUUUUUUAAUUGGUGGAGUUUUAGCAUUUUCUUUGGAACUCUUGCAGCAAACACAUUCCUUGUAUAUAUACAAGACAAUGUAGGUUGGGGACUGGGAUUCGGCGUACCCACAGUUGGAAUAGCUGUUGCCAUCGUAGUCUUCUUGAUUGGAACACCAUUUUAUAGGCACAAACCUGCCACUGGCAGUCCAUUUGCUAAAAUGUAUAAGGUUAUGACUGCCGCUUUACAGAAACGGAAAGUACCGUAUCCUAGUGACCCUAAAGAGCUUCAUGAGCUAAGCUUAGAUGAGUACACCAAGGGAAAAUUCAGAAUGGAACAGACCAAUUCAAUAAGGAUAUUUGAUAAGGCUGCUAUAAAGACUAACAACAAGGCGCAUAACCUUUGCACGGUGACGCAGGUGGAAGAAAUCAAACAACUAAUGAAAAUGCUACCGGUUCUGAUCACAACUUUCAUACCGAGUGUCAUGUACGCGCAGAUAAACACCCUUUUUGUCAAACAAGGCACGACUCUUGAUCGGAGAAUGGGUCCCCAUUUCAAUUUGCCUCCAGCAUGUAUGACAGCGAUCGUGACAAUUGCAAUGCUGAUUAGCCUUGUGGUAUAUGAUCGUUGCAUUGUGCCCUUUAUUAAACGGUACACCAAGAACGCUAGAGGGUUAUCAUUGUUGCAAAGAAUGGGAACUGGUUAUUGUUUCCACAUCCUUGUCAUGUCGGCUGCUGCUCUAAGUGACCGAAAGCGUUUGAGUGUGGCAAGGGAACACGGAGUUUUAUCCAAGGAUGAGACCAUCCCUUUGACCAUAUUUAUACUUGUUCCGCAAGCCGUAUUAAUGGGUAUUGCUGAUGCUCUAGUGUUAGUUUCACAGCUCGAGUUCUUUUAUGACCAAGCACCAGAGGGAAUGAAAAGCCUAGGAAGUUCAUAUUAUUCUACUAGCAUGGGAAUCGGACAUUUCCUUAGCAGCUUCAUCUUAUCCACAAUGUCACAACUUACCAAGAAAAGUGAAAACGAAGGGUGGAUAGUUAACAACUUAAACGUAUCGCACAUUGAUAACUACUACUGGUUUCUCGCAGGGUUAAACGUGCUCAAUCUAAUAGCUUUUCUGAUCGUUGCCAAGUUUUAUGUCUAUAGAGCUGACACAAUGGAGUUGAAAACCAACGAUAUGCAACAAGGCACAGAGAUGCAGGAGGACACUACUGUUCUUUCGGUAGAAAAAUAAGAUUACUAGUUAGGAAAUUAAUUAAGAGAUUGAUUUUGAUUAACUAGUUAAAGUAGUUUUCUUUCAGUUUCAGUUUUUGACAAUUUCGCGUCAGAAGAGA
Messenger RNA from Papaver somniferum (opium poppy), 1986 nucleotides. Its product is annotated as protein NRT1/ PTR FAMILY 5.2-like. The transcript has 3 exons. Gene Ontology annotation, biological process: dipeptide transport; transmembrane transport. Gene Ontology annotation, cellular component: membrane. The record is from RefSeq and is a predicted model, not a curated record. Gene Ontology annotation, molecular function: dipeptide transmembrane transporter activity; tripeptide transmembrane transporter activity. Lineage: Eukaryota; Viridiplantae; Streptophyta; Magnoliopsida; Ranunculales; Papaveraceae. The coding region runs from base 69 to 1886 and encodes 605 amino acids.